GCCCGGCCGCUACUGCUGGCUUCAAACGCAGACCCGGAGCUCGAGGACGCAGGUGUCCAGUUUCCUUUGACCUUGAGGACCCGGGAAGGUUCUAUGCGCCAUGGCUAUGACUAGUGUCAGAUUGCCUGCCAGCGUUUUGAGAAAGCCAGAUGCCUGGAUUGGACUCUGGGGAGCACUACAAGGGACACCUUCGUACAAACUCUGUGCUUCCUGGAAUCGAUACUUAUAUUUUUCUAGUACCAAGUUAAACACAUCAAAUUGUAAAACAUUUUUCCAUAACAUUUUCUCACGGAGACUCCCCAGGCUUUUCAUAUCCCCAGAAUAUAUUUUCCCAUUUUCCAUAAGACUCAAAAGUAAUAUAGGCUCUAAAAAAUCCACUGAAAAGACUCUGCAGAAAGCCGCAGCUGAAGAGGACUCUGAUGAGGAGAGCCACGGCGAGAUGAGUGAGCGGGAGGAGGAGCUGGAGGACGACCCUAGUGUGGUCAGAGACUAUAAAGACCUGGAGAAAGUAGUGCAGUCUUUUCGGUACGAUGUUAUCCUAAAGACAGGCCUAGAUGUUGGAAGAAACAAAGUGGAAGAUGCGUUCUACAAAGGCGAACUCAGGCUGAAUGGGGAAAAAUUAUGGAAGAAAAGCAGAACGAAAGGACUGGCCGUUGCAGAGAAUAAAGGACACCUCCCUUACCAUGACCUGCUGCAUGGGGCUGUGCCUGGCUGCUGGCCUUGAAGGGUCAGGCAGUUUUCUGAUGCUGCAUCUAUAAAGCUGGCUGCCUGUAGCUGAGCAAACCUUUUCUGUUAGCUGCAAACCAGGUGGGGCCCAGAGUACUGGAGGUGCUGCUGGGUCCCUGUUGACUUAAACAAAGGGUGUUUAGAGCCGGACUAUGGUGAUUGAAGCCUUCCUAAACUCAUUCUCUCCCUGAGAAAUAUUCCUUCCCUUUUCUCUGCCUUAGAAGUAAGCUACCAAAGGGAUCUGCUGCUCAGCCACACACGAGCCUGCUCUUUUAAGGGGCAGACAUUACGCACAGUUAUCUGUGAAGGGGUACACAAUAAGGGUUGUCUUUUUCUCUGUGUAUCCCUUUAUACUUUGUAUAUUUUGUGUCACGUGCAUGUUACUAAAAAGUGAAUUUUAAUGAAAUAAAGUUAUGCUGAAAAAUGUAAAGCAGAGUUCUCAAGCCUUGUAUUUCUGGACGUUGGUUUUAAAUGUCCAUACAGUUGGGCCAAAUGGUCUUUUUUUUUUUAAUUUUUUAAUUUUUUUUUUUUUAUUUUGAGAGCACAUGCGAGC
Molecule: messenger RNA, 1279 nt
Organism: Lynx canadensis (Canada lynx)
Lineage: Eukaryota; Metazoa; Chordata; Mammalia; Carnivora; Felidae
Product: mitochondrial transcription rescue factor 1-like
Exons: 4
Coding region: 101-724 (207 amino acids)
Source: RefSeq, a predicted model, not a curated record